This is a messenger RNA of Prorocentrum cordatum, 465 nucleotides long. Lineage: Eukaryota; Dinophyceae; Prorocentrales; Prorocentraceae. The record is from the annotation of a GenBank genome assembly.
GGCUCCGACCAGUUCGAGUGGGUGUCGACCGACGAGCUCCUCAGCACAGUGUGCGGCAGCGACGGCCAGGUGUGGGUGCAGGGGCGCGGGCGCGCGACGCUGGCCAAGGGCCCGCGGGGCCACGCCGAACACUUCGUGGAGGGCGAGGCGCUGGAGCUGUCACAGCUGCAGUGGAGGCGCCCGAAGCUGCGCCGGCUCCUGCUGCGCGACGAGGAACGCCUGGGCCUCCGCGGGUUCGUGUCCGGGUACGGCCCAGCGCGGCGCUGGGACGCCUUCGUCACGCGGCAGGUCGAGCUUGCCCCCGUGCACGGCAGGUGGCACCACGUGCUCGCCUACCCGCUGGGCGGGGAUUUCACCAAGGCGCUCCUGCGGCCCUCCGAGAGGGGGUGGACCGCCGCGCAGCGGGAGGCGGCCGCCGGGGCGCUGCGGUACCUGGGCGAGACGCUGGCCUCGCAGUGCGCCAAG